CUAUCAUCCUCCUCAACCACCACUCACCCACCUUUCACACCCAUAAAUCAACCCUCACAAAACUACACCACACAACACCUCACAACCACAAGGCCCAGAACCAGUCAACCACGGAAAGAAUACCAUCAAACAUAUAAACAAAAUGUCCUCCAACGUCGGCCUCUCCACCCCCCGAGGCAGCGGCACCUCCGGCUACGUGCAACGCAACUUCGCCUUCAUGAAGCCGCGCAACGCUGGAUACGGCGCGCCAUACCCACCCAUCAGCGGCGCGAACUCCUCCUCGGACCACCCGUUAGACAAGCCCUUCAAGCAGCGACAACCCGACAAGCAGAUCCUGGAGCAUGAUCGGCGGCGCGCAAUCGAAGUGAAGGUUAUGGAGGAGAGGGAGAGAUUGGAGGAGGAGAAUGAGAGGAUCGAGGAGGAGAGAUCUAAGAAGAAGGGAUCUAAGAAGGAGGAGGAGGUGAAGAAGGAGGAGGGUGAGGAGGAUGAGAGUGAGGGUGAUGAAGAGAAGGUGUUGACGGAGGAGGAGAUUGAUGAGAGGUGUGAGGCGUUGAGGAAGAAGUUGGUUAGGGAGAUGGAGGAGGAGGAAAAGGAGAGGGAACGUGGGAAUGGAGGAGGGAAUGGUGGUGGUGGUGGUGGUGGUGGUGCAGGGAGACGCGGUCGUAGGGCGUGGGAUUUGCCGCCUAAGGAGAGACGCCAGUUUAAGAGUUAUCAGGUGCAUGAGUUGGCGGAGGCGAAGAUUGAGGAGAGUGAGAGGUUGAGGAGGGCGUUGGGGAUUAAGGAGGAUAAAUAGUGGUUUUUUCUUUUUUUACUUUCAGUGUGGGUGGGUAUUAUGAUUCCAGUUGUUCUUCUUGGUUGUUUUAUGGUGUUAGUGGUUGGUAUGGGUGCUGGUUACGUUUUAUUAUUGUUAUGGCUACGGCAGAUUCAUGUUAUUGCAUCAUCAUCACUUUUGUAAGAUUGUAAGCGUCUGGUAUAUAUAUAUGUACAUUAUGCGAC
Aspergillus eucalypticola CBS 122712 is the source of this 996-nucleotide messenger RNA. It is a transcript of the gene cwc21, whose product is annotated as U2-type spliceosomal complex subunit CWC21. The transcript has a single exon. NCBI's taxonomy places the organism in Eukaryota, Fungi, Ascomycota, Eurotiomycetes, Eurotiales, Aspergillaceae. The record is from RefSeq and is a predicted model, not a curated record. The annotation marks the transcript as partial.